Molecule: messenger RNA, 2917 nt
Organism: Rhinichthys klamathensis goyatoka
Lineage: Eukaryota; Metazoa; Chordata; Actinopteri; Cypriniformes; Leuciscidae
Gene: nlrc3l1
Product: NLR family, CARD domain containing 3-like 1
Exons: 7
Coding region: 214-2517 (767 amino acids)
Source: RefSeq, a predicted model, not a curated record
CGGGCCCAGAAAUUAAUUACAGAUGGAAAUAAUUUAUGAAUGGAUAAUAAUUUAAAGUGAACAAACCGGUUGUAUUCGUUUCGUCUGCGGAAUUAUAUGUGAACCAGAGGUGGAUCGAGACGAUUGCGGACCCAGAAACAUUGAAAUAAACAAAGGGUAAAAACACCUAGCUGCUUCUGACAAGCGGGGGAAACGCUGCAAGUAGGCUACGAGAUGGAUGACGACGGAGUAGACAUGGCGUCAGACAACAGUCUGCCAUUAGGAAUUGGUGCUUCCGCAUUCGGGAGUGAAAAUGGGGAUGAAGAGGACGACUUCAUUCCUCAGAGGACACUUCCAUUCACCCUCGGAUACUCCGAUCCUGUGGGACAAUACGUGGAGAGAGCAGAGUCCCCUGCACCCAGUUACGCCUCCAUGCAAAGUGACAGCUGGUCAGAAACAAGAGAAGAGCAUAAAGAAAGUUGCACACAGGUUCUGUUGUGCAGAAAUGAUUCGUCUGCUUCUAGCAAUGAAUCCUUUAGUAGUGAUGAGGACAUGAAUCCAGAGGGUGAUGCUGAAGAAAGCACACGGAAGAAGGUCAGGAAGGAAGGUGGCCUGAAACAACAAAAAGUCCCUGUUCCUGUAAAACCAGAAUUGGUAGUAGAUCCAAAUGAGAAAAGGCAUCCAGCGAUGACAGUGAAAUUUGCUUUUGAGGCCCUCACAAUCUGCCUAAAGAAACUUGCACAGGACGAAUUAAAGCACUUCAAAAAACUAAUGUGGGAACGAUAUCCAGAGCGCUUCCGUGAUCCCCUGGAUGGACUUGAUAUUGUGGAUCUGGUGGAUAAGAUGCUGGAGAUCUGUGAUAUUGAGGUGUCUCUGAAGAUCACUCUGGUGCUAUUUAAUGUCAUGAACUUUAAGAAACUGACUGAAUAUAUGCAAGGACUAUGCAAAAGAAACGAAGUGCGCUACCAGUUGAAAUUGGCUCUUAAGAAGAAGUAUGAGAUGGUGUAUGAGGGUUUUAGUCCACAAGGACAGCCAGUUCCCUUUGAAUCUGUCUAUACAGACCUUUACAUUACAGAUGGCAUUAAUGCAUCAGUGAACAGCGAGCAUGAGUUCAGAUCAAAGAUAGAAGAGCUCCAAGAGACUGGCAAAGUGAACAGGACACCAAUAACCGGAAAUGACUUAUUUCCCCCUGAGAGUGCGAGGCCAAGGCAUAUAAGGUCGGUGUUAUCCAGAGGAGUCCCAGGAAGUGGCAAAUCAUUUGCAGUGCAACGCUUCAUUCUCGACUGGGCGGAUGGAAAAGUCCACCAAGGUGUUUUCUUUCUCAUUCCUCUGCAGUUCAAGGAAUUGAACAAGAUGCUGGAAGGAGAGCAUACCCUCCUCUCUCUAAUCAGCACCUUCUAUCCAGAGAUGAAGGAAAUAGACACUCUCGAAUUUGAGGGCUGCCCAGUAAUGUUCAUAUGCGACGGCCUAGAUGACACUCAAAUCCGCUUUAACUUCCGGAGAACAGCAUAUUGGUGUGACGCGUGCAGGCCUACGAGUGUGCAAGUGCUGAUUAGUAACCUCGUCAGGGGGAACCUGCUCUAUAACGCCUUCGUGUGGGUCAUUUCUAGGGCAGGAGCUCUGGAUGUGAUCCCACCAGAACACGUCCACCAACUUCUGGAGGUUCGUGGCUUUACUGAUGACCAGAAAGAGGCCUAUUUCAGGAAGACGAUCGUAGACCAAGAACUUGCUGAGAGGGUGAUCGCUCACAUCAAGUCUUCUAAGACGCUGUUUAUUAUGUGCCACUUGCCGUUGUUCUGCUGGGUGGCAUCUAAAGUGCUGCAGCGACAGCUUCAGUCUCUUCCACCAUCAGUACAGGUGCCCAAAACUCUUACCAAUCUGUACACCAUUAUGCUGCAUCGUCACACUCAAAUGUCCGUUCAGAAACUGCAGAAUGACCCCACUGAAGAAACCAAAGGUCUUACUGCUGAUCAGCUGCUCCUUAAGCUUGCAAAGCUGUCCUACAUCAUGCUUGAGAAGAACGAGUUUCAGAUAGAGAAAGAGCAUUGGGACGAGCUUGAAUUGCCGGAUUCAUACCCAGCCAUGGCCUGCACCGGUCUCUGCACCGAGUAUUACAGAGAGAAGUACAUGAUUUACACAGAGAAGGUGAGCUGCUUUGCUCAUCCGACCAUUCAGGAAUACCUCGCUGCUCUUCAUGUUUUCUUCUGUUUCAAGAAACAUGGGAAGAAUAUCCUUGAGCAGAACAAGCUGAAGGUCUUAAAGGUUUCCUUGACAGACUUACUCAAGAGUGCAGUUGACAAAGCAUUGAGCUCUAAGAAUAGCAACUUCGAUAUCUUUCUCCGCUUUCUGCUGGGUUUGUCUGUGGAGGCCAACCAGGAGCUUCUCAAGAACCUCCUUCAGAUUUCUACCAGUUCCAGCCAGAAUGCACGAGAGGAGACGACACGAUACAUAACUAAGAAAAUCAAAGAAGGCCACUUCCCGGAAAAAACUGAAAACCUUAAGCGGUGCAUUGAUGAACUUAACCCACAACUGCACUGACGUGUUGGUUAAAAGAUGACGAACUUCUGAGAGUGAUGCUUUUGCAUUGUCUCUUGCCAAAAGAUUGAGGUGGUAGAAAAAUAAUCUGUGACGAAUGUCUAUCAUCCAGGUCUACAUUAAGUGUCUUGCUGUGGCAUUUGGAUGUGUUUUUUCAUCAUCAGUAAAAGACAAAUUGUGUGUCAACUAAAAGAAUUGUUCAAUCACAUUAUUUGGAAACUUGUGUUAUUGCAUUUGGAUAUUGUUACUGCAGCUUUUGUAUUCAAUCAAUACUGUUUAUGGGAAUGUUGGUGUUAAAGAUUUAAAGUGUGGAUAGUAUUAAAUGGUGUUAUUAGGAAUUAUUCCAUAUCAAACCCAAACAUGCAUGAAAUAUUUGUGGCACUUGUGUCCAUAAAAUAAAAAA